Lasiosphaeria miniovina is the source of this 389-nucleotide messenger RNA. RefSeq lists its product as uncharacterized. The record is from RefSeq and is a predicted model, not a curated record. Lineage: Eukaryota; Fungi; Ascomycota; Sordariomycetes; Sordariales; Lasiosphaeriaceae. Bases 95 to 328 code for a protein of 77 amino acids. The transcript has a single exon.
GAUCUGCCAUGGCAGAAGCGGGAGGCAAAUUGGCGUAUGGCCAUGGGUUGAGAUUUGGGAUGAAGAGGGGUUUACGCGGGCCAGCAUCUGGAGCAUGCUUGGAUUUGAUGACGACGUUAUGACCAGGUGGCCAAGUAUCAGGCGGCUUCUUUCCUAUUUUCCUUCUUUCUUCCUUUCUCUUUUCUCCUUUAUCUUUUCUUCUUCCUUUCUCUUUUCUCCUUUAUCUUUUCUUCCUGUAUCUUUUCUCCUGUAUCUUUUCUUCCUGUCUCUUUUCUCCUUCCUUUUCUUUCGUCUUUCAUAUAUUAUGCCUCCAAUCUCUUUUGUAUGAUAUCCAUUACUCUUAGUCUACCUAUAAACGAGUCGUACCGCUGUUAUAUUUAUACUCAUCG